This is a messenger RNA of Acanthoscelides obtectus, 4406 nucleotides long. Lineage: Eukaryota; Metazoa; Arthropoda; Insecta; Coleoptera; Chrysomelidae. The record is from the annotation of a GenBank genome assembly.
GAAUCUUAAAGUUAUGCAACAAUAAACUGAAACACCCUAAAUAGAAACAUAUUAAAACGAUUUCGUCUUCUUAAAUAUCACGACACGCGAAUGUUACACCACUGAUUUCAAAGGUUAAUUCCAAAGUUUGUUUAUGUAUUUAAGCAUUCGAGGAACAAUGCAUAUUAUCUUUCAGAUUCCUAAAAGAGUAGCCUUAAAGUGUAAUGUGAUUGCGUCCUGGAAGCAUCACGACAGGGUGUUCUACAGCAGCUUUCGAACCAUGACGCAAAAUAAAAAAUUCAAAUUCGCUAUUGAUAGAGGAGGUACUUUCACGGACGUAUUCGCAAAAUGCCCCGACGGAAGAGUGCGAGUAUUGAAACUACUAUCGGAAGAUCCCCAGCACUAUAAGGAUGCGCCUGCAGAGGGAAUCAGAAGAAUUCUACAGGAGGAAACUGGAAAAUCUUUAGACAAGGACGGUCAUAUCGACAAUUCAAUGAUUGAAUGGAUAAGAAUGGGAACAACUGUGGCAACUAACGCUCUCUUAGAACGAAAGGGUGAAAAAAUGGCUUUCGUGACGAACAAAGGCUUCAGAGACAUCUUGAUAAUUGGAAAUCAGGCUCGACCAAAAAUAUUUGAGCUAAAUAUCAGACGUCCAGACAUUCUUUACUCAGAGAUCGUAGAAGUGGAUUGCCGAGUCAUACCUGCCAUGGAAGGCCAAUGUCAACUAGGAAAAUUGUCUGAAGAUUGGCCCGUGGUGCAAGGCAAAACAGGAGAAAGAUAUUUAGUGACCAGGUCACCUAACAAGGAAGAAAUAAGAAGGAACUUGGUGAAACUAAAGGAGAAAGGGAUUAAUAGUAUAUCAGUUGCGCUAGCUCACAGUUACAGUUAUUUUGAGCACGAAGUGAUCGUUGGAGAUAUAGCAAAAGAAUUAGGUUUCAAACAUGUUUCGCUGUCCCACCAAGUCAUCCCCAUGGUACGACUGGUGCCAAGAGCUUACACAUCUUGCGCGGAUGCCUAUCUCACCCCUCACGUGAAGAGAUACGCGGACGGGUUUUCGUCAGCUUUCAAGAAUAACCUUCAAGGGACCAGAGUUCUCUUUAUGCAGAGCGAUGGUGGUCUAACGCCGAUGGAGAAUUUCAAUGGCGCCAGAGCUGUUCUUUCCGGACCAGCUGGGGGGGUAGUAGGGUAUGCAGUGACAACAUGGCAAAAAGAAACUGACCUCCCGGUGAUCGGCUUUGACAUGGGCGGCACCUCCACGGAUGUUUCAAGGUUUGCCGGUAAUUAUGAACAUGUUUAUGAGAGCACUACCGCUGGGGUGAUUAUCCAGGCGCCACAAUUGGACGUCAAUACAGUAGCUGCUGGUGGAGGAUCUAUGCUUUUUUUCAGGUCCGGAAUGUUUGUAGUGGGUCCAGAAUCAGCAGGCGCACAUCCAGGACCAGUGUGUUACAAGAAAGGAGGACCGUUGACGGUAACUGAUGCAAACCUGGUGCUAGGAAGACUGCUACCCGAUCAUUUUCCAAACAUAUUUGGACCCAACGAAGAUUCCCCUCUGGAUAAGGAAGAAACAGUGAAACAAUUCACAGAGCUGACGAAGAAAAUAAAUAAGUUCCUUGCAUCUCAAGCAAGCAAAGAGGAUCCAAUGUCAAUAGAGGAGGUGGGUCUAGGCUUCAUACGUGUAGCAAAUGAGGCUAUGUGUAGGCCAAUCCGAGCCCUCACGCAAGCUAAAGGCUACGACACUUCGCGACAUGCUUUAGCGUGUUUUGGAGGAGCCGGAGGGCAACACGCUUGUGCUAUAGCAAGGUCACUGGGGAUGAGUACAGUUUUUGUUCAUAAAUAUGCAGGAAUUCUAUCUGCAUAUGGAAUGGCCUUAGCAGACGUCGUUCACGAAGCUCAAGAAUCAUGUGCAAAAACGUACGAUCCAGAAAACUUUUCCUACAUUGAUGAGCGUUUGACUAUCUUAGAAUCAGAAUGCAUGGCAGUCCUCCAGAAACAAGGCUUCGACAAGAAUCAUAUAAUUUUGGAGCCUUAUUUACACAUGCGGUACGACGGUACUGACUGCGCGUUAAUGUGCUCGCCUGUGAAGCAACAGGGAGGUCAAGCAACCAAGCAUGGCGAUUUUGUAAAACCGUUCAUUGACAGGUACAAAGCAGAGUUUGGUUUCACGAUACAACAUAGGAGCAUCAUUAUAGCUGACAUCAGAGUGCGAGGUAUAGGAAGAAGUGAUUUAGAAGAAGAAAGAUUGGUAGAAGUAUCCACAUCUCCUCCUUCUCCCAAGUCUGUUACAAAGGUGUAUUUUGAAAAUGGCUACCAAGAUACCGCCGUGUACUUCUUGAACGAACUAAAGGCUCAGCAGUCCAUUAAAGGGCCUGCUAUAGUAAUGGAUCAACUUAGUACGAUAUUGGUGGAGCCAGAUUGUACCGCCAUUAUAACAAAGCACGGAGAUAUAAAGAUUACGAUCGGAACUGGUAUUUUGAAGAACAUCGGACCAGAAUUGGAUGCUAUUCAACUGAGUAUUUUUAGUCAUCGCUUUAUGAGCAUCGCUGAGCAAAUGGGAAGGAUACUCCAGAGAACCUCAAUAUCCACCAACAUCAAGGAACGUUUAGACUUCUCAUGUGCUCUGUUUGGUGCUGAUGGAGGUUUGGUAUCUAAUGCUCCCCACAUCCCCGUUCAUUUGGGAGCAAUGCAGGAGGCAGUUCAGUACCAGAUGAAGACUAGGAAGAUUUUUAAUGAAGGUGAUGUUAUCUUAUCCAAUCACCCAUCAGCUGGAGGCUCACAUCUACCGGACUUCACUGUCAUAACUCCGGUCUUCUACAAGAGCAACAAAACUCCAAUAUUCUUUGUAGCAAGUCGAGGUCAUCAUGCCGAUAUAGGGGGGAUAACUCCGGGAUCUAUGCCCCCGCAUUCGACUAGCUUGGACCAAGAAGGGGCCGCAUUCAAGUCUUUCUUGAUAGUCAAGGCUGGCAAGUUUCAAGAGGAAGAAUUCACGAACGAGAUCAAUAAGGCGGGAGGACGGAAUUUAUCUGAUAAUAUUUCAGACUUACGGGCACAGGUCGCAGCAAACAAAAAGGGCAUCGACCUAGUCGGAGAGCUGAUAGACCAAUACAGCCUUGAAGUGGUUCAAGCAUAUAUGAACCAUAUCCAAACAAAUGCUGAAUUCGCUGUAAGGGAUAUGUUGAAAGAGGUUGCCAUCGAAACAAAAGCGAGAACGGGAACAACCGUACUGAAAGCAGAAGAGUUUAUGGACGAUGGAUCACCAAUUAGGCUUCAAGUCAGCUUGGAUGAGAGAGAAGGUACUGCGUAUUGCGACUUCAGCGGCACUGGCCCCGAGGUGUGGGGCAACUGCAACGCGCCCAAAGCCAUAACCUUGUCUGCGCUGAUUUACUGCCUGAGAUGUAUGGUGGGGCACGACGUACCCCUCAACCAGGGUUGCCUCAAGCCGGUCCAAAUUCACAUCCCCAAAGGAAGCCUUUUGGAUCCGAGCGAAAACGCAGCAGUGGUGGGAGGCAACGUGCUAACGUCCCAAAGGGUUGUCGAUGUCGUGCUGAAGGCGUUCAGGGUAUGCGCAGCGUCGCAGGGAUGCAUGAACAACAUCACCUACGGCUGUGCGGACUGGGGAUGUUACGAGACCGUUGCUGGAGGCAGUGGGGCGGGCCCGACUUGGCAUGGUUGCAGCGGCGUUCACACGCAUAUGACCAAUACUCGGAUCACGGACAUUGAGAUUGUGGAGAGACGGUAUCCUGUACAUGUGCGUACGUUUACACUCAGGGAGAACAGCGGCGGUUCUGGAAAGUACCGCGGAGGAGACGGAGUCAAGAGAGAGCUGCUCUUCAGGGCGCCGAUUACGUUGAGCGUGCUCACAGAAAGAAGGGUUCUGCAGCCAUACGGAAUGGAAGGUGGUGAUCCUGGAGCUAGAGGAAUAAACUUACUUGUCAGGGCCGAUGGAAGGGUGAUAAAUCUCGGUCCCAAGACGGCUGUACAAAUAUUUCCAGGUGAUAUGUUCAGCUUGCUCACUCCAGGUGGUGGCGGUUAUGGUGUCCCCGGAGAACAGACUUCGCAACAGCCUUCAAGCGACGGACGUCUGGGCGUGUUCCUGGAACGAGGCAGCGUCUUCGAAUACCGGCAGGCACAGGAAGGCGUGUAAUAGGCUGAUGCGCUCUACGUGGAAAUCUCAAAAUGCAAUCCAGACACAAGUUGUAAUGUGGUUUAAUCUGCAUUAUAUUAUUGAAAUCAGGAUUAUAUUUUUUUUUGUAUAUAAUCAUGGUAGGAUUGUAUCACUUAGUUAGCUAGUUUCCUAGAAAUUAUAAUCCAAAAUAAAUAAAGUAUCUGCAGAGAAUGAGUAUCUUGAUAAGGUAAUUCUGCUUAACUAUUAAGCAACUACCAUCUCUACAAAAUACGCACCAGCCGACAAUAGCUUGACUUCCCUGAGC